Rotaria sp. Silwood2 is the source of this 652-nucleotide messenger RNA. The record is from the annotation of a GenBank genome assembly. Lineage: Eukaryota; Metazoa; Rotifera; Eurotatoria; Philodinida; Philodinidae.
AUGACUAUUAAUUCUUCUUCAUUAUCAUCAAUUGAAUAUUCAAGUAAAUCAAUAAUGAAAAAUGAAGCAAUAGAAACUGCUCAAAUUAUUGAUGAUAAUUCUUUAUCAGAUUCACAAGAUAAUCAUGAUGAUGAAUCUUUAUUUGAUUAUUUAUUUAAUUUUGAUUGGCUUAAACAAUUAUUAAUUGAAGAAUAUUAUAUUCUUGAAUAUUCAAUUGAAUAUGGAUUUUUACGUUUAUCACCAGAAACAAGACAAAGACUUAAUAUUGAAGUUUUACUUGUUACAUUGGGUAAAAAAAAAAGAAGUAUUAAAAAUUUGAUUUAUCAUUGAUUGAAAACUCAAAAAGAGAUUCAUCACUAUCUUUUAACAAGUUCUUUUUUUUGUAUUAUCCAAAGUUCAUUUGUGUAAUACACCUAGAGAUAAGAAUUUAAAAACUGACUCCUCAUAUAAGAAUUCUAUAUUAUUCAAGUGCUAAUAAAAUGAAUAGAUACAAUUACAGUAACACCUAUACAUGAUAUGUCAUCAUAAAGAAAAUGUCAAUAGCAUAAAUACACCUUUGUUAUCUCCCAUUGUUAAUCGAAUAUUAAUAUAACUAAAAACUGUUGCCAAAAUAAUAAUAAUCAUUAUUUUAUUAUUUAACGAAAAAAUAAUA